GGUUAAGACUUAAGAGUGGAGUGAAAGAAAAAGGACAAAAUGCUGCGGUUUUUCUCCUCCUUCUCUUCCGCUUUCUCACUGUAAAACCAUUUUCUCUCUCUCUCUCUCUCUCUCUCUCUCUGCUGGCCAGUGGCCACCCCCACUUCCAUUUCUAAAAACACUGGCAUUCAUUCUUAGCUUCUCCCUGUUUUUAUAUCACGAGAUCCCCAUCUCUUCUCCCUCCCUGCAUGUCUUUUUCAGAGCCUCUCUUUUUCCAUUGCAGCAGAGCAGAGCAGAGACGUGUAUGCCCUGAACUCAGUGUUUAGAGAGAGAGAGAUAGUUUGGAAAAUGUCUGAUUCAAGAAGGGCAUCGGUGUCCGAUAUUGGGAUUGACGCUUUGAGUGAUCGGUUGAGGAAGUCGCUCCGGGACAAUGGGCCGCCGGAGAUGAACAAGCCAGAUUUCAGGGAACUCGAUCUGGGUUCGCCGGUUUCUCCCUUGCGUCCUGCUCCUGCUACUACCAGUAGUAGCUCUAGUUCUUCUGGAUCCUUGUCGGGUCGGAACGGGGCUCCCAAGUCCGGUGAGCUCUCGGGGUCGGUGGAGAGUUCACCCACCCCGACAGCGCGCCGCGGCUUCAAUCCGCGCUCAGAUUCCGCCUCUUCUCACCCUCUAAUUUACUCCCGUGGGAGCUGUGUCAACUCUCCGCCGCCGUCCAAUGCUUUUCCCACCGGCAAUAUCUGCCCCUCCGGCAGGAUUCUCAAGACCGGGAUGGCCAGCAAGUCAUCCAAGACUGACGUUUUGGGGUCGGGGACUGGGAAUUACGGCCACGGCAGCAUAAUACGCGGAUUCGGAAGUAGUAACAAACCCACCAAUUUAAUGGCGGAAGAGACUCAGAAGAGGGAAAUGUUGAGCAAUGAUCCAGAAGAGUUGAAGAGGAUAGGCAAUGAGAAUUACAAAAAGGGUCAUUUCGCAGAGGCUUUGAAUCUAUAUGACAAGGCCAUUUCAAUAUCUCCCGGCAAUGCAGCUUACCAUUGUAACCGGGCAGCAGCUUUGAUUGGUCUCAAGAGAUUGGUAGAGGCAGUGAGGGAAUGUGAGGAAGCUAUUAGAUUGGAUCCCAGAUAUGUUAGAGCCCACCAGCGUUUAGGAUCUUUGUUCCUUAGUUUAGGACAGGUAGAAAAUGCCAGGAGCCACAUUUGUCUUCCGGGGCACCAGCUAGAUCACUUGGAGUUGCGGAAGUUGGAAGCAGUGGAGAAACAUAUAGAAAAGUGCAAUGAUGCACGGGGAGCCAGUGAUUGGAGGAGUGUGUUGCGUGAAGCUGAUGCUGCUAUUGCCUCUGGAGCCGAUGCAUCUCCUCAGCUCUUUGCAUGUAGAGCAGAAGCACUUGCGAAGCUCCACCAGUUAGACAAUGCUGAUUCAAGCCUAUCGAAACUUCCUAAAAUAGAAUCAACUGCUUCCUUCUCCCAGUCAAAAUUUUUUGGGAUGCUUUCUGAAGCGUACGUGUUCUUUGUUCGGGCUCAAAUUGAGUUGGCUCAUGGAAGGUUUGAAAGUGCGGUUGCUGCCAUUGAGAGAGCUAAACAGAUUGACUGUCAAAACGUUGAAGUUUCUGUUUUACUCAACAAUGUGCGGUUAGUUACCCAAGCUCGUACCCGUGGCAAUGAUUUAUUUAAAUCCGAAAGGUUUACAGAAGCUUGUGCCGCUUAUGGGGAAGGCCUCAGGUUUGAUCCUUCAAAUUCGGUUCUGUAUUGCAAUAGAGCAGCCUGUUGGUAUAAGCUGGGACAGUGGGAAAAAUCUGUGGACGAUUGCAGCCAAACUCUCCGUAUCCAACCGAAUUAUACGAAAGCUCUUCUUCGAAGGGCAGCCUCAAACAUGAAGCUAGAACGGUGGGCUGAGGCUGUAAGAGACUACGAAGCUUUGAGGAGUGAAUUACCACACGACACCAAAGUUGCUGAAUCACUGUUUCACGCCCAAGUUGCUCUAAAAAAAUCCAAAGGGGAAGAGGUUUAUAGCAGGAAAUUUGGUGGAGGUGUUGAGAUAGUCUCAGGUCUUGAACAAUUCCAAUUUGCAAUUUCGUCUGGGACAUCGGUGGUGCAUUUUAAAGUGGCAUCCAAUACACAAUGCACACAGAUAUCGCCAUUUUUGGACACAUUGUGCACCAGAUAUCCAUCAAUAAUUUUUCUCAAGGUGGAUGUGGAAGACAGCCCAGCAAUUGCCACAGCUGAGAGCAUCACGACUGUGCCAACGUUCAAAAUAUACAGAAACGGCAGCCAGUUGAAGGAACUGGUCUGCCCAAGUCCAGAGGAGCUGGAGACUUCGGUGAGGCAUUGGGCUAUCUAGAAUACUAUUCAAGAAUUACUUCGUGGCGAUAUAACCGGACCUACCACAUUUCAGCCAAAAGGCAAGUGGAAUUCAGAGAGAUAGUGUAGUUUGUUUUCGUUUUUUAUUUUGAUUUUUGAUUUAAUCAUUCAAUCCUCAUUGCCUUCAAGUUGUAAAAUUUUCUCAUCUCCUAAUCUCACAUCAUAUCAUUUAGUUUCUUCAAAUUCUUCUUCCUCCUCCCCCCUUUAUUAGCUAGACAUUUAGAAGUCAGAGAGAAGAGAUGGUUGGCUGGCUGGCAAUUAUAGAUGAGGAUCUAAACAUGUAUAUAUAUGAUAAUAUAUACAAAAUCUUUGCAGGCCAUUGAGGGAGAUUGGAUGUCUGAUGGUUGGAUUAGUAGUGAAAGAAGGAUGAAUUGUAUGUGUUAUUGAUAUUGUGUUGUUCAACCUUUCCAUCAAUAAAAUUUUUCCAUUUUUUUCUUGUUUCA
Ipomoea nil (Japanese morning glory) is the source of this 2773-nucleotide messenger RNA. Its product is annotated as TPR repeat-containing thioredoxin TTL1-like. Gene Ontology annotation, cellular component: cytoplasm. The record is from RefSeq and is a predicted model, not a curated record. Gene Ontology annotation, molecular function: protein binding. Lineage: Eukaryota; Viridiplantae; Streptophyta; Magnoliopsida; Solanales; Convolvulaceae. Bases 328 to 2310 code for a protein of 660 amino acids. The transcript has 7 exons.